This is a messenger RNA of Pecten maximus, 11520 nucleotides long. RefSeq names its product katanin p80 WD40 repeat-containing subunit B1-like. Gene Ontology annotation, cellular component: katanin complex. The transcript has 18 exons. Bases 165 to 2180 code for a protein of 671 amino acids. NCBI's taxonomy places the organism in Eukaryota, Metazoa, Mollusca, Bivalvia, Pectinida, Pectinidae. The record is from RefSeq and is a predicted model, not a curated record. Gene Ontology annotation, biological process: microtubule severing; microtubule depolymerization. Gene Ontology annotation, molecular function: microtubule binding.
CCUGAUGAGCACUUUUAACAAUUGACAUGCCUUUUCAUUCCCAAGAAUGACACUCUUAAAUACUAAGAGCCCAAGAAUGAAUCGGAGGGUGGUUCUGGAAUGAUUGAUAUUUAGCGUAUCAAUAGAGAAACAAAUAUCUGUGUUUGAGGAAAUCUGAAUUGAAGAUGUCGCAUACGAAAAGAGCAUGGAAACUUCAGGAAUUUGUGGCCCAUGGUGCCAAUGUAAACUGCCUUGCUAUUGGACACAAGUCUGGUCGUGUAAUGGUGACUGGAGGGGAAGACCGAAAAGUCAACCUGUGGGCUGUAGGCAAGCCCAACUGUAUUAUGAGUCUGACAGGACACACCACUCCAGUAGAGGCGGUACGAUUUGGUCAUGAAGAAGAAAUUGUCGUAGCAGGAUCUGUGUCAGGAGCUUUGAAAAUAUGGAACCUGGAGGAAGCGAAAAUCAUGAGAACACUUACUGGUCACAAUUCAAGCAUUAAGAGCCUGGACUUCCAUCCAUUUGGAGACUACGCUGCUUCAGGAUCUAUGGACUGUAAUAUAAAGUUAUGGGAUAUACGACGAAAAGGAUGUAUCUAUACAUACAAAGGUCACACUAACUAUGUUAAUUGUGUACGCUUCAGUCCUGAUGGCAAGUGGAUAGCUUCAGCCAGUGAUGAUGGAUUGGUGAAGAUCUGGGACAUCACUGCUGGACGAAUGCUUACAGAGCUUUCAGAACACACAGGGCCUGUCAAUGUAGUAGAGUUUCAUCCAAAUGAACUGUUGAUAGCCUCAGGCAGCUCUGAUAGAACUGUGAAAUUCUGGGACCUAGAGACGUUUAAGAUGGUAUCUACAACAGAUGGAGAUUCCUCUCCUGUCAGGCGGAUAUUUUUUCAUCCUGAGGGUCAGUGUAUGUUCAGUGGAGGUCGCGACAUGAUGAAAGUUUAUGGCUGGGAGCCUGCAAAGUGCUACGACUCUAUUCCAAUGAGCUGGGGAGAGGUGGCUGAUAUAGGCGUGGCUCAAAACCAGCUCAUUUGUGCUUCUUUUAGUAAAACAAAUGUGUCAAGUUUUGUCGUAGAUUUACAGAGAGUGAAGCCAUGUGGCACAGUACCUCACUCGGAUGGACCGCCCAGUCCCUCUGUAGGUGUGACAGUUCACAAUUCAUCUAAAAACAGUAGCGGUAGGAGAAGUUUCAUCACAGAGAGACCUCCAACCACGUCAACAAGACAAGCGAGUGUACCUAAAGAGGAGGCUGAGGAGCCGACACAUGACAAGGAUGAAGGAUCAGAUGAAUCUGUGGCAGACAUACAGAACCCUAAGGACUACCAGAACAUAUUCCAGACAAAGUCAAAGAUCUCGCGCUCUCCCACUAGACAGUCACCAUUCAUGCCACCUCCCGAGGAUGGUCAGCCUGAAGUUUUCCCAGUACAUCAACCAGCCCCUACACCAGCCCCUGCCACACAGCGGACAAAACCAGUCUCCAAGGCCACCAGCAAACCCACUGCGGUCUCCAAAAGUGCUACUCCAGUUGUCAAACCACAACCCUCAAAUCCUACUCCGAGGUCCAACCCCCCAACACCUGCACCACCGCCUAAAGAACCUGACCUGGUGUCUGGAAUCGCUGCAGAAGACUUUUUACCUAAAACUGGCCAUGGUGGCUCAACCCCUAGUGGAGAGCAAGAUGAGGAUACAGUUCUUGGUGCUGUCCUCAAAGGUCAUAGUGCAAUGGCACAAGUUAUGUCCAGUCGCAGUAAAAACAUACAAAUUGUCCGAGCUAUGUGGACCAGUGGAAAUACGAAGACUGCUGUAGACUCCGCCAUUAGUAUGAACGACUUAGCUGUAUUAGUAGAUUUAUUUAAUGUUCUUAACCUCAAAUCGGGACUCUGGAGUCUAGAUCUGUGUGCUACGUUACUGCCUCACGUCAAGGAUUUGCUGAAGAGUAAAUAUGACAGUUACGUUAUGACUGCCUGUAAUGCCUUGAAAAUUAUCCUGAGAAACUUUGGGCCUGUGAUAAAAUCCAAUUUAACAGCUCCCCCGUCUGUGGGUGUGGAUAUCUCACGGGAGGAGAGGUAUAGGAAGUGUAACGCCGCUUAUAGUGUUAUUUUACAAAUUAGAAGUGACAUGGACAAACGACAAAACAUUCAGGGAAAAGUCGGUACCGUAUUCCGUGAACUACAAAUUCUUAUGAACAACUUGGAGUAGACGUCCAUUAAAGCAUUCAAACCAUUACAUUCGCAAACCCUGUCUCAGCACAAGCAUGUCAAUAAAUGUAAUACGAAAUAUGUGAGACCUCAUGGAGCUGUGCGUGAUUCCAAAUGUGUGCUAUAAUGGGACAUUAACAUACGAUUACUUUAAAGUGGCUGUAUGUUACUGUGGGAUUUUGAAGUAAGGGAGAGAACUUUUGAUGUUAAUGUAUUCAACACCAGAUAUAAAAUAGGUACAUUGUAUUUACAAAUCAAAAGUGAUAUGAACAAAGGAAAACUGUGUCCAGGGAAAAAUUGGUACAAUAUUCUGUGAAUCUGGAGUAAAUCAAUGCCAGGUUUGAACCAUUUAAAUUCAUAAUACCAUCUUGACAAAAACAUUGCAGUUUGGGAGAGGUGGAACAGUGCUAAAUUCCAUAAUUGUGGUGUCACAUUGAAAUAUUUACACAAUAUAUCAUAUGUUAUAGUGCUAGGAUGUGCGAUAUUGACACAAGGGAGACAACUUUUACACUGAAGGUGUUUGGGGAUACAGCAGAGACUGGUAUAAUCAGCCUGAUGUUUAGUCCCCUAUUUGUGAUAUGUAUAGUAUUCAUUGUUCAGCAUGGAGAAGGACUACAUGUACCAGGACGGUUAUCAGGUGUGUGGUUCGUCAUCAAGGAAUAUGAUUAACAAGAACAAUGUUUUACCUGUCGUAAGCCCAGGAGGCCUGGUCCAUCAGUAUAGACUAGCUCUAUCUGACCAUUUAUACUGGAGAAGUGAUCCUCCGUGUUUGGGCAUGAUGCAUCAGCUUAUCAGUGGUUACACUCAGAAGCUUGAUCAUCUUGAUGUUCAAAAAGUACAAAAGGAAUAACAGUAUGAUUGGACAUUCUAUGUGAUAACCUAAAGUGACCAGUGCAUUACCUAAAGUGAUCAGUGUAUUACCUAAAGUGACCAGUUUAUUACCUAAAGUGACCAGCCUUAACUAGCGAUGCCCUUUUAGCAAUAUUUGUUUGGAAAUGGCCUAGUAAUGAUUGUGUGUCUGUAUGUGUGUUUAUUAUGUGUGUUACAGUGCUUAUUUGGACAGGUAGGACUUAAGAAACUAUUACACUUGUGUCUUUAACCUGUAUGCUUAAGAUGUUAAGGAUCUCGACUGAUUGCUGCUGAUAGCCAGCUCAGUGCUGGUUGUGAUAAUGUAGAAUAUAAGUGAUGUUAUUGUGUUUGGUUAACAUCCUCACAACACACAAACAAAGCAAACACAAAUAAAAGCUUUAUUAGUCAAUAAACUUGUUGUAUUCCAAGAUAUCUUUAUUUAACUGGGGGAAAGGGUCUUGAAGAUAAAUUAAAAAUGAAAGAUAAAAUGGGACAAUGUCUUGUGUAAAAUAUAAAGAUGUUUAUUUUGUAACUUAGAGCAACAUUUAUGAUUUAAGCUACUGUAUAACAUUAUGUUAUAGAGUUUACCCCCAAUAAUGACUGACAUACUAUUAAUACUGAGGUUGUCUACCCCCAAUAAUGACUGAAAUACUAUUAAUACUGAGGUUAAGGAGCAUUGUGGUCAGUUCUCAGUAAAAACAAAAAUAACAAACAGUGUUGUCUCGUCUUCAAAUCAAAGACAUUUUCUAUUAGUACAAGAACAUUGAAUAUUAAAUGGGAACAUGGGCAAAAAACAAAUGUUUAGUUUCUUAAUCAGGUAGUUCUCAUCAGAAUGUCUACAGGUCUUUAUAGGCAAUUUCAGGAUCAUUUAUUUCCUGAUCACCAUAUCUAAAAUUCUAUUUUAUGAGCUUCUACAGCAAUAAAUUAAGGUUUUUCAAUCUACAUUUCUCGGAGCUUCAUGAACAAAUUGCUUUUUUUUUAGUUAAUUUGCAUUUGCAAAUGCAUCCUGUAUUUUCUUCCUUCUUUUUUCUGUUUUUCACCAUUUUUUAUGUCACCUGAGACAAAGUUUUAAGUGACCUUUUCUAAUCACCUUUGUCCGUCGUCGUGAGUUGUCCAUCCUUAAUCAAUUUGCAUUUUUGACUUCUUCUCAGAAACCCAUGAACCAAUUUUAAUGAAAUUUGCAGAAAUCCUCCAUGUCCAAAGGUCAACCAAAAUUGUGAAUUAUAUGGUUCCCACACUCCACCAGGGGACUGAUGGGCGUGACCAAAAGGGGUCAAAUUGACUGAAAUUUCAAAAACUUCUCUAAACCCAAAUGAGGUGGAAUCAAAUACUUUUCAUAGAUGGAAGGGGUCUUGAGGUGCUUUACCAAAAUUGUGGAUUUUAUGACCCUGUAGUCUCAUGUUUUCUACUUGGGGAGGGAGGUAAGCUUUACUAUAGUUUAUAUAGGGAAAUCACAUUUUUGACUGAUUUGAUGGAUCUCUUUUGGAAUUAAUUCUCAGUUAGAAAUAGCAGCUUUGGAAGGCAGUUUGAUGGUUUCCAAAUGUUGGUCUGACUGACCCCUAAGGGCUGAUGGGUGGGGUCAAAAAGGUCAAAUUGGCAAAAAUAUUUCAGAAGUCAGGUGACUGUUCAGGCCCAUGGGCCUUUUUGUUUUUUUGUGUGUCAAUUGUUUGAAAUGAAGACCUUACAUGCUUGACAAUAGAUUGAAAUGAAGUGUGCCUUCUACUUGCAUGGUUUACUGGUGUGCUGUUUAGGUACCUGGGUCAGUACUUUUUAAAUCCAGAAUUAUGCGAAUAUUGUCCAAAACCAAAAUGCUACUAUAGUAGUAAAAUCAACAUAGAGAUGGCAUGGUAGUGAGUUGACAUGAAUGGAACGGCUUCUCCUUACAAAGUUCCCUUCCUCUGUCUUCUAUAGCUCAAUGUGUACUAGUUCCAUAUUGAGAAGGUUGUGGUUUAUACAGGGCCUCGGACAGGGAAUUAAUUGUGUAAACAAUUGGUUGUGUGAUGUAACAGGUAAACUUUCCAUGAUAAAGUACAAUUUAUAAUUAAUAAAAGUCUCAGAUACAUGACUGACCAUAGAUUAUCGGGUAUAUGUUGUUUAUGUAGUCAAUAUGAUCAUCUUUUAGGUGAUUGGCAGAAAUAAACAAUCUUCAUUAAAUAUAGGUUUGACUUUCCAUGUAAUAGUGAUGCAGUAUAGAAAUACUGAUUAUAAUGAAGGAGUACAGUGAUAGUGAUUGCUGUUCAUAUCUAACACAUAUGAAUGUUAGUGUUUACAGUUUAUUUGAGUUUUAACCCUUUCAACCCUAAGAAACUUAAGUGGACUCUGCCAUGCAUUCAUCAUUUGAAGUCUAAUAUGGUCAGUAAGGGUGAAAGGGUCGAAGUCAAUAACAUGUAGCAUUCAGAGUCCUAUCACUGUAGAUAUGACCAUUUAAAAUGAGAGAUUGUGUUUUUGAAAUAUAUGUACUUAUGAGUGUGAAUCUAUGUAUAAAUGGAUAAUAAAUCCAUCAGUGUAGGAUUUGAUUCCUUUUCUAACUUUUCCUAAAAAUGCCACUCUCUAUAAUGCCAAAUAUUGCUUAUAUUGUGUAGUUUUAGAUUCACCAAACUUACACAAGAAACAUAUUUAUCCCUAGAAUUGUUUAAUUUUACCAUAUGAAAGGUGGGUUGGUUACAGAUCUGUGAACCAUUAGGUAGAAUAACUGUCUUCUGAUGUGACUAAAAGAUUGGAAUAAUUAUAUAAAAUUGUCAAUAUUAUAGUACAGAGGUAUCACUCUUACAUCUGAUGUAAGUAAUCAUCAGUUAGCUAGGUAAUAUUCACUUCAACAUACUACCCCAGUCUUCAUUCCUAGUAUAUGGUUGUUAACAAUACAGGUGAGUUUGAGGAUGAUUUAAAAAACGGGGAUGAGUUAUCUCCCUUGUAUAUAUUCCCUGUUGUACAGAACAUUAACCACACAGAUACUAUGAUAAUAAGGGUAAUACAGUCACAUUCUAGUCCACAUGUCAUGGAUACAGGUGUAUGGUAUAUCAACAGACUACAUUGUCCCGAAUGUUACAGUCACAUUCUAGUCCACAUGUCAUGGAUACAGGUGUAUGUUAUAUCAACAGACUACAUUGUCCCGAAUGUUACAGUCACAUUCUAGUCCACAUGUCAUGGAUACAGGUGUAUGGUAUAUCAACAGACUACAUUGUCCCGAAUGUUACAGUCACAUUCUAGUCCACAUGUCAUGGAUACAGGUGUAUGUUAUAUCAACAGACUACAUUGUCCCGAAUGUUACAGUCACAUUCUAGUCCACAUGUCAUGGAUACAGGUGUAUGGUAUAUCAACAGACUACAUUGUCCCGAAUGUUACAGUCACAUUCUAGUCCACAUGUCAUGGAUACAGGUGUAUGGUAUAUCAACAGACUACAUUGUCCCGAAUGUUACAGUCACAUUCUAGUCCACAUGUCAUGGAUACAGGUGUAUGGUAUAUCAACAGACUACAUUGUCCCGAAUGUUACAGUCACAUUCUAGUCCACAUGUCAUGGAUACAGGUGUAUGUUAUAUCAACAGACUACAUUGUCCCGAAUGUUACAGUCACAUUCUAGUCCACAUGUCAUGGAUACAGGUGUAUGUUAUAUCAACAGACUACAUUGUCCCGAAUGUUACAGUCACAUUCUAGUCCACAUGUCAUGGAUACAGGUGUAUGUUAUAUCAACAGACUACAUUGUCCCGAAUGUUACAGUCACAUUCUAGUCCACAUGUCAUGGAUACAGGUGUAUGUUAUAUCAACAGACUACAUUGUCCCGAAUGUUACAGUCACAUUCUAGUCCACAUGUCAGGGAUACAGGUGUAUGUUAUAUCAACAGACUACAUUGUCUCGAAUGUUGGUGUGUUUUAACAAUCAUAUGUUAUUUCAUAAAACUAGCCCGGUGAUCCACUUUCACCAAAAUACUAUCGUUUUAGAAUUACUGCUAAAAUCAAUUUGCAAUAAAAUGUUUUAGAUGUUUAAAAUGAAAAUAUUGUUGCAAAUAUUUGUUUCUCAAUUUAGAUAUAAUAACUGAAUUAUUGGAUGUUUUCAGUUCAGUAACGGGAUCAGAUUUGUAGCCUGCCAUGUCUGUGUGAGAUAGAUCUAGAUCAUAACAAGACAAAAAUCUUGGAUGAAUGACACAUGUGCCCAAUGGUAUCUUCCUACUCGAGAUAUUCAUUCUUCACUGUCAUAGGCCACACUGUAGGUGUCCGUGUUUCUGUGAAAUCUGGGGGACACUGAAUUACAGAGAAAAUGGUUUCAUGUAAAAUAUAAGGUAAACUUUCUGCUAAAUUUUUUUUAAAAAAAACCUAUUUUUUCCAGAAUUAGAAAUGCUUUCUGUGUAUCAGUGUUAAGGAAAUAAUUGUAAAGUAGUUACCUACAGUAUAAACAUUCCAACAAGCAUUUUAUGUAGCACUGAGCAGAAAAAGGUGGUUAACUUUUAUAGCUCUUACUGUAGAAGGGACUCGUAUUAUAAUGGGGUGUGUUCAAUAUUGUACUUGUACCGAUAGCAUUAUGACCAGGCCUUUUCUUUUUAGAGAGGAGGGAAGUUUAUGACAUACCAGAGUUAAGUUUGAACAUUUUAGUCUACAUUUGCCACCAGAAUCAAUCUUGAAUAUGACAAGUUCAACGACCAUCUUGCAGAAUUUCCUUGGAUUUGUUGGAAUCCAUCUUCAUAUGACAACGGAUGUCUGCAGGCUAAAUAGAAGCUGUCGGACUUCCUUCUCCUGUCCCUGCGGGUUUCAGACUUCCUUCUCCAGUCCCUGCAGGUUUCAGACUUCCUUCUCUGUCUCUGGGAGUUUUAGCAUAACUAUAAUAUGACCCAUUUUAAUAACACACCUGAAAGUUCCAAAGUUAUCAUCGUAUCUAAGUAGUUUAUGCUGUCUAGCAUUGUGAUAUAAUCCCCAGUAUUAUUUGUUUAGGAGAAAUUAUAAUUUACCUUUUCCUUUUAAUCAAAUUUCUAUUGUGUAUCAUAACUGUUAUGUGGCAUAGAACUAACCCAUGACUAGAUUUUUUGCUGCAAUCUGAAGAUAUGUGCUGUCUGUAUUGGAGGUAAUCACAGAGUUGUACAGAAACAGGAGGGGUGGACUGAAUUAGCUUGGAGAUUUUACAUUUCUGUCUUUGGUAAGAAAUCUUGUCGAUAAAUGGGAUUUCACAUUUCUGUCACAGGUAAGAAAUCUUGUCGAUAGAUGGGAUUUCACAUUUCUGUCACAGGUAAGAAAUCUUGUCGAUAGAUGGGAUUUCACAUUUCUGUCACAGGUAAGAAAUCUUGUCGAUAACUGGGAUUUCACAUUUCUGUCACAGUAAGAAAUCUUGUCGGUAGAUGGGAUUUCACAUUUCUGUCACUGGUAAGAAAUCUUGUCGAUAGAUGGGAUUUCACAUUUCUGUCACAGGUAAGAAAUCUUGUCGAUAGAUGGGAUUUCACAUUUCUGUCACAGGUAAGACAUCUUGUCGAUAGAUGGGAUUUCACAUUUCUGUCACAGUAAGAAAUCUUGUCGGUAGAUGGGAUUUCACAUUUCUGUCACUGGUAAGAAAUCUUGUCGGUAGAUGGGAUUUCACAUUUCUGUCACAGGUAAGAAAUCUUGUCGAUAGAUGGGAUUUCACAUUUCUGUCACAGGUAAGACAUCUUGUCGAUAGAUGGGAUUUCACAUUUCUGUCACAGGUAAGACAUCUUGUCGAUAGAUGGGAUUUCACAUUUCUGUCACAGGUAAGACAUCUUGUCGAUAGAUGGGAUUUCACAUUUCUGUCACAGGUAAGAAAUCUUGUCGAUAGAUUCAAUUUCACAUUUCUGUCCAUUGGUAAGAAAUCCUUGUUGGUGGAUAAGAUUUUUUUUCUGCUCGGUCACAGGUAAAAAAAUAGUCAUUGGUAAAGAAAAAUCACUACCUCUGAAUAGAAUUUUACAAAAUUUUGAAAUAUAUGAACUAUUCUGUAACUAUAUUAAAAGAGAUAUUUUCUAUACUUUUAAUAAUUCAUUAGGGUUAAUUUGUGCCUAGCCCAAGUUUCCUCUGGCCCUGACACCAUAUCUGGUGUACACCAGACCUGGUAUCAUGGCCAGAGGAAACUCGGGCUAAUUUGUGCCCUAUCUUUAUGAACCACUCAAGUAUUUUUGUUUUGAAAUAAUAGCCAAUCUGAUAUAUCACUCCUUUCUGAGUUCACCUAUUGGCUGUCCUUUGUACAUUUAUUAUAAAUUGACCAAUCAGCUGAUGUGUAACAUUAAAAUGGGAAUGUCCUUGGAAUUAUGGUUUGUAGAAAUAACCUGCCAAAACCGCCCUUUCUGUGUAGUUCAAACCCAGGAUUUGUCAAAUCUGAAUAAAAGGACUACCAGGGUAAUUUUGUUAGUAUUCCAAUUAGACAGUUUUAACUGGUUUUCAGUUUAGACUUCAUUCCCUCCUAUUCUGUAUCAAAUCUGUCUCAUAUUUUUGUUCAGUUCAGUUAUACAAAGGUCAUACAUUAAGAAGUAAAUUUGGACGUACACUAUAUCGUACCUUUCUGGUAGGUGUUGGUACCUGGUGUUAUAUGGAGUUAACAAGAAAUAUUUCACAUCACGUCAUUAUAGGAGAGCUCCACAGUUGCAUUGUAAAUGUAAACUUGAUUCAUUUUACAACAGUUGUGAAACAAGUUAUAUCAACUUACAUUAAUUAUGUUUGUUCCUGGAUGGAAGUGGACAUGGUGUCUUAGUGGGGAAGGAAAAUGGAGUAUGUGUAGGAAACCCAUGUGGAUAUGUAGGUGACCCCUAACCUUUUCAUGUCCGCUCAGGGAAUCGAACCCUGGCUGUCUAGGUGAAAGGCAGGCGUGUUACCACUGUACCACCCGACCACCCAUUACAUUCAACCCUCUGAAUCAAUAAUAUUUUCUUUUUAGUUUACUUGAAAGUACACUUGAUUGUUAAAGAUAUUAAGAAUGAAGGAUGGGAUGUGUAAAACAAACAUGUACAAGGUGUUAAUGUAAAUCAUCCAAUAUUUCACUACUUUUUUUGUUAAAAAGUACUGGUAGUUUAGAAUCUCUUAAAGUAGUAUUCAUUUUGCUGAACUCUAUAACCAGUUUUAUGACUGCUGCAGUGUCUUAUAUGUUUAAAUCAUACUUAAUCUUCUAUGGUUUUGGGCCAUAUUUAUCAUGAUUCUUCUGACAAUCAUACGUUCCACUCAGGCCUUGCACCAAAUGUCUUACAAAACCAAGUUUCUCGGUCUACAGAGGUUGUGUUGGAAACUUGGUAAGGGGAGAUAAUUUGUGUCUGAUAUUACAAUUACAUUGUACAUGUAAAAAGAAUAACCAUCCUCGUUUGCCAGACAUUUAGUGAUUAGGCCGAGAAAAGUCUCCAUUAUAGAUCCAUUAAGAUGGGUUGUGUGUACUGAACUCACAUACAAGGUCAAUAGUGUGACAAAAUAUUAAUGGAAAGUAUAGAAGUAUGUCAAUAUUCCUAUGUUAAGAAAAAGUAUAUUAUAUUUAAUAGUUUUAAUUUUGCAAAUAGUAAUUAUUACAGAGAUAUGAUUCCAAUUAAAUAUAUUUGUUAAUGUGUGUGAGUGAAUGAAUGUACUCAACCUAGUACAGGGUCGUUAGAUUAUUAAUGAAUUAAAAUAAUGUUACAUUGGUUGAAGAUAUCUUACUUUAUAACGAAUGACUGUAUUUAAGUUCUGCAUGUAUAUUUAAAGGGAAGAAAUACAAAAUAUUUUUCAAUUUUUUUUUUUUUUUUGCGAAAUAAAAUUUUGUAUUGAUUGUCACCUAACCAGAUAGAACAACUCAGCAUUGUUGAAAGCAUAAGUACUUGUAAUUAUUAAACUGUUGUGAUUACAAUAUGCUGUACUCUGAUGUAGGUUUUUCUUAAGGUCACAAGUUAGAAUGUAAAUGUAUAAGAUCUUGAUUUUAUAAAACUCAUGUCACUUUAGAAAUAUGCCAAGUUGAAAAAUUUAGAAAAUGAUUUUAUAUUAUUAAGUAAAGCUGAUUAUUAGGAAAAAUAAUUAGUUCUGUUAAAAUUAUUGAAAAUCAAAAAUUUAGUUACAAAUUAGUAGAUUUAGUUUGGCAAGAGAAAAAAAUGCAAAAAUGUUCUAAAGUCCUGUUAAUGAUAAUUUGUGACUGUUUGAGUUGUCAUGGCUUUGAACAUAGUGUUGUGGUGUUUAGAGGAGCCUGGAUACCCCUUUUAGCAAGUCUACAUUCUAACAGUUAAUUCCAUGAAUAAUUGAUUACCUUGCAUGUUGAAAAGGAAAAAAGGAAAACACAGAAAUGAUUCUCUUAGUGAUGAAAACGGUCAGUGUGUUUAAUCCAAUGUGGGAAUAGAACGAAUGUGCUACUGAAUAUUGUUUCUCAGAACAAAUUAUCCCUAUGCAAAUGUGAAAUAGGCUUCUUCAUCGAUAUGUAGGUUAUAUUGUAAUUUAUUUGUGUUUUAUGCUUCAAUAAGUGCUGUUUUGUCUUAGUGACGAAUGUGUUGUUCCACUUUGUAUACGGCUAAGUCCACAGAACACUGCAUUAUUUUUACACAAUAAAUAUUUCUGUACAAUUGA